GAAAGGAAAGAAGCGGAGGGAAGCGGGGGUGGGCGGGGGGAGCGGGCAGCACCGACCUGAACAGAUUCCGCCUCCCCCCUCCCCUGCCCCCCCUCCCGGGAAGCCGGAGCGGGGAGGCACGGACAGUCUCCUCCCGCAAGGCCAGGACGAGACUCGGCCCCCUCUGCCUUUUUUUGCCAACCUCUAUCUCAACGCGCGCGCACAUACGGAGAUUGUGCGGCUUUUUUUUUUUAACCCCCUUGGGAGAAAAAACGAGGAGAGUAAAAGAAGAGAGGCCAAAGAGAAGAACUCCUCCUCGGCGGGCUCUGCACUCUGUCGUGGUCGGGCGCGGGGACGCGGCCGCCACCCGCCCGCUCUCUCCCGGCCCUGCGGCGUGUGCCAGUGGGAGAGCGAGCUAGGGCAUCCGCACCGGGGACGCUGAGAGACUUUAAGGCGCUCAAGCUGACAUCGCCGCCGCGGCGGCAGGCAAAGGAGACAGGGGCGAGAAGGGCCCUGCCUCCGCCUCGCCUUCCUCGCCAGGCGCCCCGCGCUCAGCCGGCCCGCGCAGGCGAGCGGAGGGAGGCAGGCAGAGAGGAGGCGGGCGGAGCAGAGGGCCCGGCGAAGCGCGCAGCGGCCGGCCCGCCCGCCGGUGGAUGCGGCGCCCCGGGAGCCUGGAGACAACUUUGCGGUGUGACGCGCUGGGAGGACUGCAGGGCCCGCAGCCCGGGGCUCCGCGCCGCCUCUGAGCCGGCCCGUGCUCUCCGGCGCUCCCGGCACUGCGCUCGCUCCCCUCCGCCGCCCGCCCGCCGGCCCGCGGCGAGGACGAACCGCCCGUCGCCGCCGCCAGCGGCCCUUCCUCGGCGCGAGGCAGCGAGGGCGAGGCGCUCAGGUGCGAGCGCGGGGCCCCGCCGCAGCGCCCGCCGCAGCGCCGCGCCAAGCCGCGCUCGGCUCCGCUCCGGGGGCUCCGGCUCCUUCGCUUCCGUCUCGGCCAAGUUGCGUCGACCGGCCGUUUCGCCACCUUCCCCGCCCGGCGGCCAAGCCGCCACUGCCACUGCUUUCGCUUCACCGGAGCGGGGGCUGCGGGGCCCCGACGCAGAGAGGAUGGGGAGAAGGCUGCAGAUGCCGAAGCGCCCCGAGACGCCCGUGCGGCAGUGACCCUCCGGCCCACGCCUCGCCCCGCGCCCCUCUCCAGCCCCCGCGCCCCUCGGCGCCCCUUCCCCGCUGCGCAGGAACCCCCGCGGCCCUGCCGGCCCCCUCCCCCUGUGAGCCGGCGGCGGCCCUCCCGGCGGGCGGGCGGAGGCCCGGGCGGGCGCGGGCGGGGGCGGGGCGGGGCGGCGCGCCGGGAGCCCGGAGCCCGGCCCAGCGCUCGGCUCAGCUCGCCUCGCGGCGGGCGCCCUCGUCGCCAGCGGCGCACCAUGGACGGGCUGCCCGGUCGGGCGCUGGGGGCCGCCUGCCUUUUGCUGCUGGCGGCCGGCUGGCUGGGGCCCGAGGCCUGGGGCUCGCCCACGCCCCCACCGUCGCCCGCCGCACCGCCGCCACCCCCGCCACCCGGAGCCCCAGGCGGCUCGCAGGACACCUGCACGUCGUGCGGCAGCUUCCGGCGGCCGGAGGAGCUGGGCCGGGUGGACGGCGACUUCCUGGAGGCGGUGAAACGGCACAUCUUGAACCGCCUGCAGAUGCGGGGCCGGCCCAACAUCACACACGCCGUGCCCAAGGCCGCCAUGGUCACGGCCCUGCGCAAGCUGCACGCGGGCAAGGUGCGCGAGGACGGCCGGGUAGAGAUCCCGCACCUCGACGGCCACGCCAGCCCGGGCGCUGACGGCCAGGAGCGCGUCUCCGAGAUCAUCAGCUUCGCUGAGACAGAUGGCCUCGCCUCCUCCAGGGUCCGCCUGUACUUCUUCAUCUCCAAUGAAGGCAACCAGAACCUGUUUGUGGUACAGGCCAGCCUGUGGCUUUACCUAAAGCUGCUGCCUUACGUCCUGGAGAAGGGCAGCCGGCGGAAGGUGCGGGUCAAGGUGUACUUCCAGGAGCAGGGCCAUGGUGAUCGGUGGAACGUGGUAGAGAAGCGGGUGGACCUCAAGCGCAGCGGCUGGCACACCUUCCCACUCACCGAGGCCAUCCAGGCCUUGUUUGAGCGCGGGGAGCGGCGACUGAGCCUGGAUGUGCAGUGCGAUGGCUGCCAGGAGCUGGCCGUGGUGCCUGUGUUCGUGGACCCCGGCGAGGAGUCGCACCGGCCCUUUGUGGUCGUGCAAGCACGCCUGGGCGACAGCAGGCAUCGCAUUCGCAAGCGGGGCCUGGAGUGCGAUGGCAGGACCAACCUCUGUUGCAGGCAACAGUUCUUCAUCGACUUCCGCCUCAUUGGCUGGAACGACUGGAUCAUCGCGCCCACCGGCUACUACGGGAACUACUGUGAGGGCAGCUGCCCAGCCUACCUGGCGGGGGUCCCUGGCUCCGCCUCCUCCUUCCACACGGCCGUGGUGAAUCAGUACCGCAUGCGGGGUCUGAAUCCGGGCACGGUGAACUCCUGCUGCAUCCCCACCAAGCUGAGCACCAUGUCCAUGCUCUACUUCGACGACGAGUACAACAUCGUCAAGCGGGACGUGCCCAACAUGAUCGUGGAGGAGUGCGGCUGCGCCUGAUGGCGGCAGCGCGUUGGCGGUGGGACUCGGGGCUGGCCCUGGUCGGGCUUCCUCCAGUCCCUGUGGGAAUGGGGUGCAUGGCAGGUGGAGUCCAGUUGUGCCAUUGGGCACCGGGAGGUGCCAGGGGGAGGCCUGAGAGAGUUUCCUACUUCUUCAUCAAGCAAUCAGUCAAAACCAGAGGGAGAACCCUCCACGGACACGAAAGACUUUAAAAUGCACACGUAGACACGCACAGCCAAAUGCAUCCUGCCACCCACACAGCAGCCUCCAGGAUACCAGCAAAUGGAUGCGGUGACAAAUGGCAGCUUAGCUACAAACGCCUGUCAAUUGGAGAGAAUGAGGUGAGCAGCCACCAUUCCCACCAGCUGGCCCGGCCACUCUGAAUCGCGCCUUCCGAGCACACAUAAAAGCACAAAGACAGAGACAGAGAGAGAGCCAGCACGGGAGCCCCGGAGUGGAGAAGCAGAUGCGGGGGUGGGGAACGUGUGGGCAGGCGGAGGGCUGUGUGUCCCCCUUUGCUUGUGCAAGGCCCGCCAUGCCCCAGCAUCUCUUGGCUCCCAUGUGUUGCCUUCCUCCCCUGCCUGGGAUCCUUCCUGCUGUGGGACCAGGGCAGCCUGUCCUUUCCCGCCCUUGGAGAGGGAAGGAGACCCCAAAAGGACAUCACCUGCCGGAGACCAGAGACCAUAGAGCAGUGGCAAUGACUGUUUGACUGUUGCUUGGGUCCCUGGCGUGACUUCUCCAUGUGUUUGUUUUGGGGGUGGGGAGGGAGGGAGAGAAGGGUCUUAAUUUGAUGCUUUAACUGAUCACUAGCAGUUGAAUGAUCAUUCAUUCCAGUUGUAUCAUUGAAAAGGGACUUUUCUACCAGGUGUGACCUUUUAAGUUAAAAUCUGAAUUGUUCUAAGUGGAAAGAAAAAAGUUGCAAUUGGUGCCCUUCAUGGGGAUAGUCCUCUAGGACUGAUUUGUGGGAAGAGGGGGAGAAAAUGACUCUUUCCAAGGGGAUGAGCUCCGAGGAGGAGGAAAUAAUGGGGUGGAGGCAUUCUGGAAAUGCUUAGGGGAGGGGAGGCGGUGGGGUUGCCCCCCCUCAGCAGGGGGUGAGGGAGAGGAGCAGUUGAACUGGUCUUGGGGAAAUAGGGGAGGAUUUCAGCUGCUUUGCAGAAGUGGCCCAUGUGGGCCCAGCCACUAGGGCCGGCCACGGACGUGGCCCCCCGCCUGCUCGCCCGCCUGCCCGCCCCUCCUAGCACUUACAGACCGGCCUGAACGCACAUGAUAUAGCACUUGCCCAUCCACGUGUGUCCAGAAGUGGCCCUUGGCAGAGCAGUGAACUUGCUCACCCCUAGAUGUCCGAGCGCCACGUGAACUAUGCAAUUUAAAGGGUUGACCUACACUAGACGAAACUGGACUCGUACGACUCUUUUUAUAUUUUUUUAUACUUGAAAUGAAAUCCUUUGCUUCUUUUUUAAGCGAAUGAUUGCUUUUAAUGUUUGCACUGAUUUAGUUGCAUGAUUAGUCAGAAACUGCCAUUUGAAAAAAAGAAGUUAUUUUUAUAGCAGCGAAAAAAAAAAUACAGUUAAAUGUAUUAUACAUAAUUUUGGAACCAAAGAGGCCAAGAGAUCAGUUUUAAUUUUUAUUAGAUGGUGAGGCCAUCUUAUAUGAGGUAGACGUUCUGAACAAUCCCUUGAGUGGCCUGCCAACGUUUCAGGGUAUAAAUGGAUUUUGUUUAUUCAGUUUGAUGUGUCUUUUCUAUCCUUACACACCCAGAAGGUAGAGUAAAAAUGACGAUGGUAGAAUGCAGGUGUGUAUCCUUAAAUCCUCAUCUUUAUGUUUAUUUAAUAAAGCUCCCCUUAGGUUCUGUUUCAUAAUAAUUUAAAACCAAACAAUUUUCCCAUAGACUUGCUGUUAAAGUAUUUUACAUUUGUGUACAGUUUAAGAAAAUAAAAGAUUGAGUGCCACGGG
Camelus dromedarius (Arabian camel) is the source of this 4571-nucleotide messenger RNA. RefSeq names its product inhibin subunit beta B (gene INHBB). Bases 1395 to 2618 code for a protein of 407 amino acids. Gene Ontology annotation, molecular function: cytokine activity; growth factor activity. The record is from RefSeq and is a predicted model, not a curated record. NCBI's taxonomy places the organism in Eukaryota, Metazoa, Chordata, Mammalia, Artiodactyla, Camelidae. The transcript is spliced from 2 exons. Gene Ontology annotation, cellular component: extracellular region.